AUGGCACUGGCCGCAUUACUUCUAUCUCAGCCCAUCAAUGCCCUGCAUCACUUUCGGCACCCAGCAGUACACACGGUACACCGCCGAGAUUCAGAUAUCCCUCUGCGAAUACGAAAUCAAUGCAACGAAGACAUCUGGCCUGCUGUCCUCACUCAGAGCGGUGCCGGACCCUCUCGAUCCGGAUUCCUGCUAGUCCCAGGUAACUCGACCGAGCUGAUUGUUGGUCAAGAUUGGCAAGGCCGAGUGUGGGCUCGGACGAAUUGUACGUUCGACGAGAGUGGCAAUGUACCUCCCUCUAGUCAAGGCAAGGUUACUUGCUCAACUGGUGAUUGUGGCCAGUUUCUCGAAUGUCAAGGCGCCGGCAACCCACCUGCCACUCUAGCCGAGUUCACUCUCUCCGGCCAUCAAUACCAAACCUAUUAUGAUAUCUCACUCGUUGACGGCUACAACCUCCCUGUCGGCAUCAUCUUCCUAGCGAAUGAAACCAACAACGCGAAUUUGAGCGACAUCCCGCCCAACCUCACGAAUCCCAUUUGCAUCGGCUCUCCUUCCCUGCUCGACCCCACAGGCUCAAAUACAGACGCCAGCUUGGUAACUAACGAUUCUUUCCCCAUUCCACUCGAGCAGUCUAUGAGUCACAGCCUCGUCUCCUCGUGGUGCCCGUUCCCACUGCUAGCAUUCCCACCCGAAAAGCCUGGCGAUGGAGUCUACCCUUAUCCGGAUGACAACAUCCAACGUCCACUCUUCUCACCUUGUUAUUCAGCGUGCGCGAAAUGGAAUCUUAAUCGGUACUGCUGCGCUGGGCCGAACGACCAACCCGACAAGUGCAAGCCCAGCUACUACAGCACGCAGGCCAAGAAGGUGUGUCCCGACGCGUACAGUUACGCGUACGAUGAUCAGACCAGCACGUUCAUCAUACCCCAGGGCGGUGGGUUUGAAGUGGUCUUCUGUCCGAGGGGUCGAAGUAGCAACAUAUUGCGGACGCUUGGGGAUCAGAUGCAUGCACUCGCUGGAGGGGUGAGCGAGGACAUCUUGCAGAAAGCAGGGGAUGCGGAAUACAUUGCUCAGAAGAACGAUGCUGGUCCCGCGGCGGAAAUACCGCUGAGAGGUAGCUGGCUUGCACUCGCGGUGCUUCUGGCGUGGAUGUGCAUCAGGUGA
Cyphellophora europaea CBS 101466 is the source of this 1158-nucleotide messenger RNA. RefSeq lists its product as uncharacterized. The transcript is spliced from 2 exons. NCBI's taxonomy places the organism in Eukaryota, Fungi, Ascomycota, Eurotiomycetes, Chaetothyriales, Cyphellophoraceae. Gene Ontology annotation, cellular component: extracellular region. Bases 1 to 1158 code for a protein of 385 amino acids. The record is from RefSeq and is a predicted model, not a curated record. Gene Ontology annotation, biological process: defense response.